Molecule: messenger RNA, 462 nt
Organism: Echinostoma caproni
Lineage: Eukaryota; Metazoa; Platyhelminthes; Trematoda; Plagiorchiida; Echinostomatidae
Source: the annotation of a GenBank genome assembly
AUGUCUGGUAGGGUAUUAAGUGAGGAACAGAUAGAGGAGUUACGUGAAGCUUUCGGUUUAUUUGACAAAGAUCACGAUGGUCAUAUCACUUUGCAAGAGCUGCGCUCGAUGAUGAAACUGUUCAAUCGACCGUGUACCGCUGAGGAGGCGAGGGAGAUAAUGGCCGAAGUGGAUAAGAACAAUGAUGGGGUGAUUGAUUUUCGUGAAUUUGUCGAACUCAUGAGUCCAGUGAUGACCCCAAACCGUUCAGACGAUUCCGAUCUGAAGGCAGCAUUUGAAUUUUUUGACAAAGAUCAUGACGGGGAUAUCACCACGCGGGAAUUGAAAGCGGUGUUGCAAAGUCUGCACCUAAAGCUGACCGAUAGUGAGAUUGAAGAGAUGAUUGCUGAAGCAGACACGGAUCAUAAUGGUACAGUUUCGUUUGAAGAAUUCAAAAGUGUCAUGAGUAAAAGAAAAAAAUGA